GCGAGAAUAAAGCAAGAUGGCGUCUGACGGUGAAGACGUUAUUGCAGUCGUCACAGUUCAGUGUUCUUAAUCUGUGUCUCCAUGGACACAUAUAUUUCCUUUAUUACACUCUAGUAAAUAGAGUAAACAUCGUUAAUAACUGUUUGCAUCCGGUUAUAUUAGUCUGAGCGCACUUUGAUGCUUCUCGAGCUAGCUUAGCCUGCUAGUUAGCUUAGCUUGUUAGCUGCUAACAAAGAGAGGCGGAAGUGAUCAAAACACAUCACUAAGUAGAGAUCAAGUGUGAGUGUAAAGUGUUGUGAUUGUGUGAAAAUGUGCCAAAGAACCACAGCAGAGUACGAGGAGGAACUUUGUCCAACAAAAGAGGAGAAGGAGCGACAACAUGAAAAACAUCAAGUUGUGUUACACAGAACAGACAUCCAUCAGCUGAUUGGACACCAAGAAGAAUGUCUCCCUCAUCUGCAGGGGGACAGUUUCACUUUAGAGUAUCCACAGCCCUCACAUUUUAAAGGGGACAAGGAGGUUCCACAGCCCUCUUAUUUUAAAGAAGAAGAGGGGGGAGAGUGUCCUGUAGGGCAGGAGGAGGCUGAUGUCAGCAAGUUUCCACUGACUGUUGUCUCUGUGAAGACUGAAGAGCAUGAAGACAAACCACCUGAGUCCUCACAGCUUCAUCACAGUCCAAACAUCUGUGAAGAACAUCUUCACCCUGAGCAACAGAAGUGGAGCUUCAGGAUGCGGACGGAGGAGCCACAGCCCUCCCACAUUAAGAAGGAAGAGGAAUACCCACUGAUACCCCAUUUUAAAAAGGAAGAGGAGGACCCACUGACACCCCAUUUUAAAAAGGAAGUGGUGGAUCCACUGACCCCUCACUCUAAGGAGGAAGAGGAGGACCCAGUGACCCCUUACAUUAAAGAGGAAGAGGAGGAAGAGGGCAUCAGUCAGCCUAAAUGGUUGGAGGAGUUCCCAGUGACUGGUGUCCCUGUGAAGAGUGAAGAUGAUGAGGUGAAAGGUGAAAGUGAGGAGAGGGGAGGGGGGGAGCCUCCAAGCAGCAGCUCAACACAACACAUGACAACAGAAGCUGAUGGAGACCACUGUGGAGGAUCACAAGCAGACAAGCUCUUAGCUCCACUAUCAGAUAGUGAGGACACAACGUCACACUCUCCUGACACUGAUGAUGAAGACUCUAAAGAUGAUAAGACAUGUCACACUGACAACACUCACUUCACAUCUUCUCACUGUCACAAAACUUUUAAAUAUCCUAGUUAUUUGAAAAGACACAUGAGAACACACACUGGAGAAAAACCUUUUUCUUGUUCACUCUGCAGUAAAGGUUUUAGACAAAGUAUCAAUUUGAAAGUACACAUGAGAACACACACCGGUGAAAAACCUUUUUCCUGUUCAAUCUGUGGUAAAGUUUUUAUUCGAAGGUACUAUUUAAAAUCACACAUGAGUACACACACUGGAGGAAAACAUUGUUCCUGCUCAGAAUGUGGUAAAAAUUAUACUCAAAGCCAUAAUUUGAAAACACACAUGAGAAUAGACACUGGAGAAAAACCUUUUCAUGUUCAAUCUGUGGUAAAAAUCUUACUCGAAGGCAAAAUUUUAAAACACACAUGACAAUACACACUGGAGAAAAACCUUUUUCAUGUUCAAUUUGUGUCAAAAAUUUUACUCAAAGGCAAUCUUUGAAAGUACAUAUGAGAUUACACAAUGGAGAAAAAAAAUGUUUCCUGCUCAGACUGUGGUAAAAGUAUCGUACUAAAUCAAAGUUUAAAAGUACAUAUGAGAACACACACUGGAGUAAAACGUUUUUCAUGUUCAAUCUGUGGUAAAAAUUUUACUCGAAGGCAAAAUUUUAAAACACACAUGACAAUACACACUGGAGAAAAAACCUUUUUCAUGUUCAAUUUGUGUUAAAAAUUUUACUCAAAGGCAAUCUUUGAAAGUACAUAUGAGAUUACCACUGGAGAAAAUAAAAUUUCCUGCUCAGAA
This is a messenger RNA of Nerophis ophidion (straightnose pipefish), 1989 nucleotides long. RefSeq names its product oocyte zinc finger protein XlCOF8.4-like. The transcript is spliced from 3 exons. The record is from RefSeq and is a predicted model, not a curated record. Bases 310 to 1614 code for a protein of 434 amino acids. NCBI's taxonomy places the organism in Eukaryota, Metazoa, Chordata, Actinopteri, Syngnathiformes, Syngnathidae. Gene Ontology annotation, biological process: regulation of transcription by RNA polymerase II. Gene Ontology annotation, molecular function: DNA-binding transcription factor activity, RNA polymerase II-specific; RNA polymerase II cis-regulatory region sequence-specific DNA binding.